Messenger RNA from Schistosoma turkestanicum, 1121 nucleotides. The record is from the annotation of a GenBank genome assembly. NCBI's taxonomy places the organism in Eukaryota, Metazoa, Platyhelminthes, Trematoda, Strigeidida, Schistosomatidae.
CUUUAAUAGUUCAAUGCAGCUUGAAGCACAAUAUGUUAUUAGGUUGUGUAGUUUGCCGUAUGACAACCCAUUGCAAGUUUGUCUCUUAGUCUAUUACCAAUGAUUAAUUGAUAAUAUAACACAACCAGUCAAGAUUAUACAAGGUGACCAAUCGUGUUAUUGAUUUGCAUCUAUAUAAAUAGAUGCAUUUGCAGUAAUAUCAUGUUGUUCAAAUCCAUUUGUUAAUUGGUGGUCAACUAAAUUGAAUAUUGAAUAUUAACUAUGGAAGAAAUGGAAGUCAAAGAGAUGUUCUGUAUGAUUGAUAAGAAACAUCGGGGUAGAGUCACUUGUAGACAAUUAAGAAAAUUUCUAAGGAGGCAUGAUGCUAAAUUCAGUAGAAGAUCUGUAAAAGUCUACGUCCGGUCAAUAGACAGUGAUGGGGAUGGUAAAUUGACAUUGGACGAUUUUAUGAGGGCGCUCACCAAAUGUGACGGUACAAAAUAAAUCAUGUUAAAUGUGGAAUUUAUUCUAAACAAAAAUGAAAUUAGUAAAACGAAUGUAAGGAUAAAUUGACCUACUUAAUAAAAUCAAACACUUUAUUACUUCUUAUUGUUCUGCUAUUCAUCUGAACUAGUGUGGCUUUCUAAAAUUAUCUAACAAAGAUGUUUAUAAAUAUUGAUCUGUGUAUCACCAGAAUUAGUAUUGUGUACAUGUUUACUUGCCAAAAAAUGAUUUCACUUUUUUGUUUUACUAAAUAUGUGAUGAGUUAAUCUGUUUUAUUUCGCAUUUAUUGAUUGUUUUCUACUUGUGAUUUGAUACCUAGGGAAUUCGAUUUGUUGUUUUAGUCGAAUGAGGACUACCACUCUAUUUUAUCUGAUAUAUUGACUUUGUUUACCAAUUCAUAAUCACUGUAACGAGGAGCGGAAAUAUUUAUUAAUACAUGAAUAAUUAUAGAACAGUUAAAAUGUAACGUAAAGUCUAGGGUACUUAGUUUUCUUUAGACUAACUAAGCCCAAUACUGAUACUUAGUGUGAUCCCUGUAAGUGAGAAACUAUUAAAAUCUGUAGAUCUUUGGAAUUCUUCAAAUAUCGGUUCCUAUGAAUGGAUUCAAUACUCGGCAGUUGGCGAGAUAGAGGAUUGCU